AUGGAGAGUUUCUCACAGGUAUUGGCUUCAAACGGAUGGACGAUUUACAAGACGAAAGAGAAUCGUCCGUCGCCGGAAUCAACCGGAAACAGCAGUAACUCCGGGAGCUCAGUGUAUCUGUUUAGGAAAGUGUAUUCGGGUCGGAUUAUGACCCGAGAUAGAAAUGGUGGGUCGUGUAGAGUAAGAGAGCUGAGACUUCCUCAGUUGGAUUUUAGGAACGCUCCUCUACGGAUUCUGCAGUAUCUGAUGUUGAUGACUGACGAUGUCUUCUUCCUUGCAUAG
Molecule: messenger RNA, 282 nt
Organism: Arabis nemorensis
Lineage: Eukaryota; Viridiplantae; Streptophyta; Magnoliopsida; Brassicales; Brassicaceae
Source: the annotation of a GenBank genome assembly